AUGAAGACGAAUGGAUUGGACGAUAAUAAGACGGGGUUCGAUGUGAAUGUCUUGGAUAAUAAAACUUGGCAUUCUAUACCUUACUGGAAAGAACGUGCAACGACGGAGACCAGCGACGAGGAGGAAGAGUAUCCUCUACGACUUGAGCAGGACUUGAACGAUGCUCCAUCCUCCGAGAGAGAAGAACUUGAUACAUCAUAUACAGAUGACGAGAAAAUCGAGUGUUUGAUAGUGACCACCAAGGCAACACAUGCUGUCCAGGCAGUAUCCUCCGUCAGUCACCGAUUAACUCCAGACUCGACUAUACUUUUCCUUCAGAAUGGUAUGGGUAUCAUCGACGAGGUGAAUGAAGCUGUAUUCCCCGAUCCGAGUAUCCGCCCUCACUACCUGCAAGGCGUCAUUUCACAUGGUGUCAAAAAUCUACGACCAUUUCACAUUGAGUACACCGGUGUCGGAACCACUAUCAUGGGCCCGUUGCCGUCGUCGACCGACGCAAAUAUUCAAACAAAGGACUGGGCUCCAUCCAUAAAAUACCUUUUGCGCACUUUGACCUUGACAGCGCCAUUAGUGGCCGUCGCCGAAAGCCCCAUCGGCGUUCUCCAAUACCAACUUGAAAAGUUAGCCAUGAACUGUGUCAUAAACCCAUUUACAGUACUGUUGGAUGCGAAAAAUGCCGAAAUUUCAACUGUCAUCUGCGCAUUACCAGAAUUAGACGGUGUCCCCGGUGUCAAGGCACGGUUCUCUCCUGAACGUCUAAAGACGUUAGCAGUCAGACUGGCCAAUGCGACAGCUGCAAAUACGAGCUCCAUGCUUCAGGAUGUGCAGGUCAUGAAAAGAACAGAAAUCGAAUACAUUAAUGGAUACAUUGUUCGUCGAGGAGAUGAGUUGGGCAUCAGGUGUGCUCUGAAUUAUAUGAUUAUGCAGUUGGUGCUUGGCAAGAAUCAUAUUCUCCGGCUUCGAGACGCCGGUGCGGUGCCGCUUAGUCCUUUGGAAGCCGAAGAGAUGGAGGGCGAAGAGGAUCUAUGA
Molecule: messenger RNA, 1026 nt
Organism: Talaromyces stipitatus ATCC 10500
Lineage: Eukaryota; Fungi; Ascomycota; Eurotiomycetes; Eurotiales; Trichocomaceae
Product: 2-dehydropantoate 2-reductase, putative
Exons: 2
Coding region: 1-1026 (341 amino acids)
Biological process (GO): pantothenate biosynthetic process
Cellular component (GO): mitochondrion; cytoplasm
Molecular function (GO): NADP binding; 2-dehydropantoate 2-reductase activity
Source: RefSeq, a predicted model, not a curated record